AGCGUUUCUUGCCCCGCCCCUAGAAUCUCGCCCUCCUUUCCUGCGCCAACAGCGGUGUGUCAACCCAGCGAGGCCCGGCUACCUGCCGCCGGAGAGACCCGGAGACCUGAACGGUUAUCGCAGCAGGGCUUAGGGGGCUUCCUCCCCCGGACAACAGUAACCCCUGAUAACCGUUGUAACUGGUACCCUGCUCUCCUGAUGUCGGACUUCAAGCUCGGGAUUGUUCGGCUCGGCCGUGUGGCCGGGAAGACAAAAUACACACUGAUUGAUGAGCAGGACAUCCCACUCGUGGAGAACUAUGCCUUUGAGGCACGCAUGGAAGUCGAUGCCGAUGGCAAUGGUGCCAAGAUCUUUGCCUAUGCUUUUGAUAUUGGCAAAGGCCGCUGGGCGGGGAGGCCGUUGCACGAGCUGCUCUGGGAGAAGCACCGAGGAGGGAUUGCCCCGAGUUUUCAAGUGAUCCACAUCAACUCUGUGACGGUUGACAACCGGCUAGACAACCUACGACUGGUGCCUGUCGGUUGGAGCCCCAAGCCGGAGGAGAUUUCCAGCAAACAAAGGGAGCAGUCACUCUACUGGCUGGCCAUCCAGCAGGUUCCGGCCGACCCGGUGGAGGAGCAGUACCUGGAGCUGAGCCGCACACGCUACUAUAACGCCAACGGCGAGCUAGUGGAGGAAGAGGAGUGCUCGUGCACGUAUUACGAGUGUCACUACCCGCCGUGUUCGCUCAUCGAGAGGCGGCUUCGCGAGUUCAACAUCUGCGGCCGAUGCCAGGUGGCGCGCUACUGCGGCUCCCAGUGCCAGCAGAGGGACUGGCCCGCCCACAAGAAGCAGUGUCGAGAGCGCAAACGGGUGCUCGCCUUGGAGUCGGAGCCUGAGCGGUGAUCUUCCCGUUGCCUCGGAAGGGAAGCGGCGGUGGCAGGGAAAAAAAAGGUUAGGAGUAAGAGACAACCACAAGAGACGAUGUCACUUGCCCUGACUGAUGGGAUGAUGGGAUUUGGGAGGAAAUAAGUGGGGGGGGGGCUCUCAGAUGGACAUCCGCCACUUCCCAGAACAAUUAAUUAUCCAUGGCUUGCUUCUCACAUGGACAACAGGAACUUUUUGUCUCGGGGUGGGUGCAUCCCUGAGCUCGACCUGCUGCUGCUAAUCAUUUGGCGAGACGACGACUUGUCUUGCCGACCAACUGGACUAUAGCUUCUUUUGGACAUCCUCAUCCGGUUCCGAACCUCCACACAGCCUCUGCUAAACGGGUCGAACCCCUGGGGGCGGGGGGGACGCUGCGACGGGACCUUGUCACUGUACUUCCAGCGGUGUGUGUGGCGGCCAUUGACACCUUUGACACCCACCACCCUCCUCAUGCAACCCUCCCGUCUGCUGUUGCUGCCACCACCCCAUCAGAAUGGAUCACACUAACAGUAUUUUGUGUGUGUGUGUGUGUGUGUGUGUGUGUGCGUGCACGCGUGCUCAUGUGUGUUCUGCCAAGGAUGAGUGAAUGCGUCUUCUUAAAGGGGCCAUAUUCCAGUUAAAGUUUUAUAUUUAAUACUUAGUCACUGUUUUGUAGUAAAGUAGCUGCUGAAUAGUGGCAUUUUUUUCCCCUUUUUUUAAUCAUGAUGGUACAAAAUCCACUUGCUAAAAUCUCCUUGUGGCAAUAUUUGGUACUUUUUCCCCCCUAAUUCACGGUGCCACUUAUUAAUCACUGAAGAAAGCAAUUUAAGAAAUCCCUCCAUUCCUUUUUGUUUGAGUGUAUGUGCGUGCACAUGUGGAGUUUUUGUGAGUGUGUUUCUCGGGGGCGGGGGGUUAUUUUUCUGAAGAAAUUCUAUCAAUGGAGCUAUAUUUAUUUAAAAUAUUGAUUGUGAAAACCGAUUUAGUCCUGAUAUUUGAAGGCAAAACUGAAGUGGACAGUAUGGGACCUUUUUUGCAUUUUGUUUUUAUUAUUAUGACUUUGGGUAAGGGGUUUACUACUUGAUUAUUAUUGUCUGUUGCUCAGUCAUGCCCUUCCAAGGUUUUUUUUCUACUCUGUCACUGAAAUCUUCCACUUGUCUCCGACUUGAGUUCCCUCCCAACCUUUUGCUUAUAUUUUAUUUCAGAGACUAUUUUUAAUUAGGAAAACUGUGUCAUCUUUGCCUUCCAACUUCUAUAAUGAUGCUCGGCGUGUCCUCGCUGAGUCCAGACACUUUUGGAGCAUGUAUGUCCCUGCAUUCACAUGCCACUUGAUUGUGUAUUUGUAUGUUUACGUGCGUGAAGAGAGAAAGAGGUUUGCACCACUGCACUAAAAGGUUGGCUCCCAUGUUAGCACAUUUUGUCGUCGAUGGGAUUUAUUUGGACGUGUCUGAAUUUUUUUUUUUCGGUUGGUUUUUGUAAGAAUAUAAACAUGAAUCACUUAGAAAUAAAGAGCUACAAUAUGUGGAUAGAGUCAAGGGGGCGGGGGACAACACAAUUGCUUUUCCUAUGUAAAAUGUUGAUCAAUAAAAAUGAAUAAUAUUUGU
Molecule: messenger RNA, 2483 nt
Organism: Doryrhamphus excisus (bluestripe pipefish)
Lineage: Eukaryota; Metazoa; Chordata; Actinopteri; Syngnathiformes; Syngnathidae
Gene: zmynd19
Product: zinc finger, MYND-type containing 19
Cellular component (GO): synapse; membrane; cytoplasm
Source: RefSeq, a predicted model, not a curated record